AUGCCCUGUCCAGAAAAGAGUUGCGACUACCAGCGAGAUUGCAAGUUGACAUGUACUGAGUGCGAUGCUCUGAUUGAGUUUAGUUAUGGGGAUGACUAUAUAUUCUGCGACUGUGGGCGAGCCCUCUGUAACACUUGGCGGUUCAAAUGUGACGGUGAAAGUCAUGGACGCGACUUCGACCGGCCUUCUCCAAGGCACCUGGAUAAGUACCUCAAAAGAUCAUCUCGACCUCACUAUCGCAACAUACUGGUCCUCGGUGAGACCGGUGUUGGAAAGUCGACAUUUAUUAAUGGUUUUUACAGCUUUCUCAAGUUCAGCAGCUUCGACGAGGCAAAGGCAGAGUCCAGAAGAAAGCUCGAAUACGUGAUUCCUUGUCGCUUUUCCAUCACCGUACCGAGUCGUACUGGCUCAUUGGAUUACGAAACUCAAGUCAUCCGUGUAAGCUCUCGAGAUGACGAGCGAGACGGUACUGGCGGAGAUUCUGCGACACAAAAAACAUCGGUUUAUACCAUGAGAUAUAGAAACACAACAUAUCGUCUAUUUGACACUCCUGGUAUCGGUGACACGCGAGGUCCUGAGCAGGACAAAGAGAACUUGAGAGGCAUUAUGGCCAAGCUGUGGGACUACGAGGAGCUUCAUGGUAUAUUGAUCCUGCUCAAAACCAACGAAACUUGGAUGAAUGCCACGUUUCAGUUCUGUUUUGAAGAGCUUUUAUCGACAAUUCAACGCGACGCAGUUCCCAAUAUUCUAUCGUCCUGGGGUUGUCUUCCUAUUCUCAAACGCAAGCUGGAAGAUCAUGCCAAUGUCGACUUUGUCUUGAAUGGUGAAACGUCAUACUCAUCCGAUGUGGAGAGUCUUCGUUAUCUGGCGGCCCUUUCCCGAGGAAUCGAGAGAGAUGAUGAGAGAACGUGCCAUGAGAGCUGGGACAAGUCGAGAGCCGAGGCGCUGAGGUUUCUCGAACAUAUUGACGGGCUCAAACCGCACGAUAUCGGUCAGACCAUCAGCAUGGAUGGGGUUCGCCAAGCUGUAGAGCAACUAAUGGUUCCUAUGGUUAAAGUGGCGCGGGUGAUGAAGGACAAUAUUGAACGCCUCGGCAACGACGUGAAGGAGCUCCAGGGCACGCGACUGACAGGGGAUAAGCUGCGGAAAAAAACUACAUUUACAAAGAUUCGAGUUAAGAGUCGAGAAACUGGAUAA
This is a messenger RNA of Fusarium venenatum, 1197 nucleotides long. The record is from RefSeq and is a predicted model, not a curated record. NCBI's taxonomy places the organism in Eukaryota, Fungi, Ascomycota, Sordariomycetes, Hypocreales, Nectriaceae.